AUGCUUGCUGUGGAAAUAGCUGUUAGCCUACUUGUUGCCUGCGGGAUAUCGUUGAUAUGGAAGGUGGUCACUCGCUGGGUCAAGCAGACCCCGCUCCGCAAUAUUCCCGGACCUCCCAGCAAGUCUCUCUGGUCGGGUAAUAUGAGCCAAGUUCAUGAUCACCACGGCUGGAAAUUCCAUGCCGAUAUUGCGGCCGACUAUGGCAGAAUUGUGAAACUCAGCGGGAUCCUCGGCGACUCCUUCCUCUACGUCAGCGAUACUCGGUCGCUCUAUCAGAUCCUCUUCAAAGACUCAGCUGCUUUCGAAGAACCGUCAGAAUUGAUCGAGUCUGGCGUCGACUCUAGGGACCACCACAAGCGACAGAGGAAACUCCUGAACCCUGUAUUUUCUAGCAGCCACAUGCGCUACAUGACCCCGAUAUUCGAUCGGAUAGCCCACCAACUUCGGGACAUCCUGUCAGGAAAGGUCGGGGACGGUAAUGGAAAGGCCGAGGUCGACAUCAUGGAUUGGAUGACGCGCGCUGCUCUCGAGAUUAUAGGUCAAGGCGGGCUCGGGUACUCGUUCGACACCAUGAACGUCAACGCCAACAAUGCAUACGCUAAUGCUACGAAGACCCUCCUACCGACAAUUGCAUCUCCUCACAUGACAGUUCCUGCCGUAUGUGGUCAAGGUCGGAAACACCGCUUUCCGAAGGCUCGCCGCCCGAUAUCUCCCAUGGAAAACAUGGCAAUAACUUGUCGGCAUCGUGGAUGUCAUGGAUCAUACUUCUCGCGACGUAUUCGAGAGUAA
Molecule: messenger RNA, 789 nt
Organism: Heterobasidion irregulare TC 32-1
Lineage: Eukaryota; Fungi; Basidiomycota; Agaricomycetes; Russulales; Bondarzewiaceae
Gene: cyp88
Product: cytochrome P450 monooxygenase 88
Exons: 7
Coding region: 1-789 (262 amino acids)
Molecular function (GO): iron ion binding; heme binding; oxidoreductase activity, acting on paired donors, with incorporation or reduction of molecular oxygen
Source: RefSeq, a predicted model, not a curated record